Scylla paramamosain (green mud crab) is the source of this 3404-nucleotide messenger RNA. RefSeq names its product beta-alanine transporter-like. Gene Ontology annotation, biological process: transmembrane transport. NCBI's taxonomy places the organism in Eukaryota, Metazoa, Arthropoda, Malacostraca, Decapoda, Portunidae. Bases 791 to 2689 code for a protein of 632 amino acids. Gene Ontology annotation, cellular component: membrane. The transcript has 12 exons. The record is from RefSeq and is a predicted model, not a curated record. Gene Ontology annotation, molecular function: transmembrane transporter activity.
CCCAGGAUGUAAGCUUAGGUCCCCCGCCGCGAAAUCCCGCCCCCACUAGUCACCCACUCGCUGUCAACCUACCGACCUGUCUCCACCAUUCAGCAGCCAGCGAGUCGGGCAGUGAGACUGAGAGUCUCUGUCUCUCUGAGACGAUCAGUGUGGUUGUGGCCGUGGCCGUGAGUGGUGGUGGGCGUGCCAAGUCCUCAGCCAGCCAGUCCCUCGUGCCUCGCCUCACACUAAGGAGUUUCAGCAGCAAGAGGAGGAAGCAGAAUCACUAUCUCUGCUGAGGGUGAAAGUGGCGAGGAGGAUCCAACAAGGCAGCAGAUCAAACACGGACGGCAACACACUGAAGGGAGAGAGAUCUUGCUUCACCAACCGCUCCUUCGUUAGUAGCAGUAGGAGGCAAUGUUUUAAGGAGAGUGAAAGAGAAGUUAUAGGUUCAGGUAUAUUUUGUGUCUAAUAUUUUGGGACUGCUUAUAUUAGGAGGGGAAGAGGAAGAGAGAAAGAAUACGUAAAAGGGAGAGGUAUAAGGAGAAAAGGAAGAGGAAAAGAAAGAGCGAAGGAAGAAUAGUAGAAGGAGAAGAAGAAGUUGAAAAAGAAGAAGAAGAAGAAGGAAAGAAGUGAUUGUAGAAUACCAAGAAAAGCAAAUAAAUAGAUAAAUAAGGAAAAAAAGAAAAGAAAAGGCGAAGUAGAAGUAUAUAAAUAAAAGAAUAUAAGAACGCAAAAAAAGAAGAACAACAACAACUUCAAUCCCAACAACCUCCUCACAACACCAGCCUUCUUCAUCGCCACCUUCGCCAUGGAUUUCGACGAGAUCCUGCCAGACAUCGGGGAGUACGGGACCUACCAGAGGCUCGUGCUGUGGUUCCUGCUGCUACCGGGGACGAUGCCUUGCGGUUUUCACGCCUACAACCAACUCUUCAUGGCCUCCACUCCUGAGCACUGGUGCCGCGCCCCUGCAACAUUAGACGACGUGCCCCCUGACCUCGCCAAGAAUCUCAGCAUCCCUUAUGACAACACCACACACCAGUACAGCCGCUGCCAGAGGUACGACUACAACAUCACGCAGUACCUGGAGGAGUACGGAGCAGCAGCAACGGGUCCUCCUCCAGGGGCGCCCGUCAUCCCGUGUGACCAUGGAUGGGUGUUCAGUCAGGAUGAGCACUCCUCCUCGGUGGUGGCAGAUUGGGAGCUGGUGUGUGACCGGAGCUUCCUGCCCACCCUCGCCCUCGUGCUGCUUGGAGUCAGCGGCCUCAUCGGAAACUACGUCUUUGGCUACAUUCAGGACGGAUGUGGGCGCCGCCCCGCGUUUUUCAUCUACCUCGUGAUACAGUGCGCCUUCGGGAUCGGCACGGCCUUUACGCCCUCCUUCAUCUGGUGGCUGGUGUGUCGCGUGGGCGUGGGGUUCACCGUGCCUGCCAUCAUGUCCACGCCCAUGGUCCUUGCCAUUGAGCUGGUGGGUCCUUCAAAGCGCACAUACACCACCGUGGUGAUGAACGUGGCGUACUCCUUCACACUCAUCCUGCUGGCAGGUGUGGCCUAUCUAGUGAGGGACUGGGCACAACUCUCCCUUGCUACCACCAUUCCCUUCCUCUCAUUCCUCUUCUUCUGGUGGGUGCUGCCAGAGUCUCCCCGCUGGCUGCUGGCUAAUGGUCGUCUGGAUGAAGCAGAGAAGAUCAUGAAGAAGAUGGCCAGAGUGAAUGGCAAGACUCUCCCUCAGAACUACAUGGCCACGCUCAGGAGAAAAUAUGAAGUGGAGCAGUACAUGGCAGGCAAGGAGGAGAAGACCACCACCCCGAGGACCUAUGGAGUGCUGGAUCUCUUCCGCAGCCCCAACCUUUGCCGCAAGACCAUUAUCGUUACUUUCAUUUGGUUCACCAACACCUCAGUCUACGUGGGUCUCUCUUACUAUGCUCCGGCACUUGGGGGAGAUGCCUACCUCAACUUCUUCCUGGCAGGAGUGGCUGAGCUGCCCACCUACCUGUUCCUGUGGCCCUCCAUGGAGUACUGGGGUCGCCGCUGGACCCUCUGCUUUUCCAUGAUAGUGGGCGGCAGUGCUUGUGUGGCCACUGUUGUCACUCAGGAAGACCCCACAGUGACACUGGUGCUGUACUGUGUGGGCAAGUUUGGCAUCUCCUCUUCCUUUGUGGUGCUGCCCUUGAUGGCCUCUGAGUUGUACCCAACAGUGGUACGAGGCAUGGGUCUCUCGGUGUCGUCUGUGGCAGGGAUGAUAGGGCCUGUGGUCAUCCCUCUCAUCAACCAUUUGGGGUCAGAGAUGAUGGUGCUGCCUCUCAUCAUAAUGGGGAUACUGUUGAACCUUGGUGGGGUGUUCUCCCUCCUGCUGCCUGAGACCCUCCACCAGCACCUGCCACAAACACUGGAGGAGGGGGAGGAGUUCGGCAAGCACUGGACCCUUGCAGACUACUGUACCUGCUGCCCCAAGAGGCCGAGCAGUGCCAAUAGUAGGACAGUGCCAACAAGCUACAGUGAUGGCACCCAGGAAGUCAACACCCUCCUCUCCAGCAAGAGUGAUGAUGGUAAAUCUGAAAAUGACCUGAGGAAGAGAAGCUCCCAGCAGCAGCUUUAUGAGAAUGGCAGGAAGAGUCAGCAAGUGGGUGAGGAAGGAAAUGAAGGAGAGGAAAGUGCAGGAAUGAACCAAAGUCUCGUUACUUCUAGCCCAAAGAUUACGGUUGUUUAGAGUGGAAGGAAUUACAGCAGUCUGAAAGGAAGAGGAUAUCAGCUGUAUUAGUGAUCUACAGCACACGUGGUUGGAGAAAAAUAACUGCCAUUGGGACAUUUCUGGACAUCACAGUCUUCCAUUCUGAGGGAGAAACUUGUAGGCAUCUUGGGGAAAAACAAGGAACACCACUUUUCUUUAGUUGUGUGUGAGUUGGCCUCCUUAAGAAGUACAAGAAUGUGUCCUUAUUAUGGGUAAGUAACUAAGGAUCAUGCACACGCUUCUUUGUUUGUGUAGUUUGUAUUUUCGCUAAUAUGUAAACUUGAAUGAGAGGGUGGAACUAACCAGGGUGCAGUGAAGUGCCAAAUUACUGUAAGAAUCUAAUGCUAUAGUAAAGUGUAACAGUAGGUGGCAUUGUAUCUGGUUUAACAAAGAGGUGUAGAGGGACCAUCAUGUAUAGUUAAAUCUGUGUUGGUUUUCAUGUAGUUUUUCUUCUUUUUGUGUCUUCCCUUAGCAUUUGUUCACUGACUUAUUGGAUGCUUGUGAGAUGCUCUGAUUAUUUGUAGAGUUGCUGCCUGCUGUGACUUGCUCUGUCUUUGAGGUUUGAGGAGAGGCUAAGAGGGAGGGAAGGAGUAGUUGUGUGUGUGUGUGUGUGUGUGGAGAGAGAGAGAGAGAGAGAGAGAGAGAGAGAGAGAGAGAGAGAGAGAGAGAGAGAGAGAGAGAGAGAGAGAGCGAG